UGUGUCAGGAUGGACUCGACGAUCACCAACAACACAAACUCAUGCACGGCUAACUCCUCGGUGCAGAGGUACAUGUAUCCAACGGCGUACUCUCUUUUUUUUAGUGUGGGCUUUCCAGCCAACUGCCUGUCUCUGUAUGUGGCCUGGAUGCUGAUGAAGAAGGGGAACAGCAUGGCAGUCUAUCUUGUCAGCCUGUGCAUUUCUGACCUACUAUACACAGUCACUCUGCCUAUUUGGAUAGUACAGGCCAUGGGGCAACACAUAGGUGACGAACUUUGCAACCUCAUGGCUGUAAUCAUGUACAACAGCUUUUUUGUUGGUUCUGGUCUCCUUUGCUGCAUCUGUGCUGAUCGCUAUCUGGCAGUGGUCUACCCACUCCACUUUAACUGGAUCAGGGAGGUGAGGACAGCAGUGCUUGUGAGUAUAGCUGUCUGGGCUUUGGAGAUUGCCAUCCACAUUGUCUUACUUCACCACAUGGGGGCGCUGCAAGCUUCAAGAUACUUGUGUGAUCAGCAGAUACCCAUGACACAAGAAGAUGCCGCUGUUGCCCUUACAAGGUUCGCCUUGAGUUUCUUGGUUCCUACCUUCAUCAUGACUUUUUGCUAUCAUAACAUCAUGCGCUCUAUCAAAUGUAACACCUCCAUCCAAGUGGAAGAGCGCAGGAAAGUGGGAUGGCUGUUAUUGCUACUCCUUCUAACCUACAUAGUGUCUUUUAUGCCCUACCAGUUGGUCAUGCUGCUCAGGGCUAUACUGGAGCCUGGGUCCUGCGUCUGGGCAACUAGGCUCAAAAGUGCAUUCAUGGUCACAGUUGCCACCACAACGCUAAACAGUACACUGGAUCCUAUAAUAUACUGUCUAAUCAAUGAGAGCGCAAAGACAGAGAUUAAGAAAACUGCACAAAAUGUGAGGUGGCUUUUUAUGCGUGGAAAGCACAGUGAAAGCUCUGUUUGAAUGAUUUCUUUCCCCUUCUUUCAACAUAAAAUGUAAAUAUAAUGAAAAUCUAAUUAUUAUUUGGGGCUGUGCAACCUAUAUGUAACCUACAUGUGAUCUAAGUUUAGGCAUAUUAAUUAUUUUUUUUAUUUCUUCUGUAUAUUUGUCUUUAAUGUGAUGUUUAAUUUUAACUGUGCUUUGUGUAAUUUGAAAUAUUUGGCUGUGGUGUUAAUAGUUUCAUUGUGAUCCAGUGUUCAGUAUUAUUGUGUAUCACUGCACUUGAAUAUUUGAGUGUAUUUUUGCACAAAGAGAAGCACACUGUGGAAUUUUCCUACUAACCACUUGUAUUUAUAACACUUGACAGCUAUUCAUGCU
This is a messenger RNA of Haplochromis burtoni (Burton's mouthbrooder), 1305 nucleotides long. RefSeq names its product G-protein coupled receptor 4-like. The record is from RefSeq and is a predicted model, not a curated record. The coding region runs from base 10 to 951 and encodes 313 amino acids. Gene Ontology annotation, cellular component: membrane. The transcript has a single exon. Gene Ontology annotation, biological process: G protein-coupled receptor signaling pathway. Gene Ontology annotation, molecular function: G protein-coupled receptor activity. NCBI's taxonomy places the organism in Eukaryota, Metazoa, Chordata, Actinopteri, Cichliformes, Cichlidae.